Messenger RNA from Gopherus evgoodei (Goodes thornscrub tortoise), 590 nucleotides. It is a transcript of the gene FAM163A, whose product is annotated as family with sequence similarity 163 member A. The transcript has 3 exons. The record is from RefSeq and is a predicted model, not a curated record. Lineage: Eukaryota; Metazoa; Chordata; Testudines; Testudinidae. Bases 92 to 583 code for a protein of 163 amino acids.
GGAACUUCCUGCUCCAGUCGUCUCCUCUCAGGCGCAUGUGACUGUGGCACCAUUUCAGCCAUUUUCAGUAGUUUGAUGGAGAAUCGGUCGGAUGACAGCAGGAACUGUUGUUAUCACCGGCGGAAUACUAGCAACCGUGAUCCUAUUGUGUAUUAUUGCAGUGCUCUGUUACUGUAGGCUACAGUAUUAUUGCUGCAAGAAAGAUGAAUCUGCUGAGGAAAAGGAGGAGGAGGAGGAGGAGGAUGAACCUGACCUUCCCACUCGCUCAUACCUUACGACCUGCAAUGCCUGCAACUCUCGCAUCGUGGACGGGCAGGGCAGCCCAGCACCACCACCCCAUGAAUUUAACCAGCCGGGUGCUUGGAACUACUGCCCUACCUGUUCCCCGUACGGCUCGCCCUUUUACAUACGGACCGCUGACAUGGUGCGGAAUGGCGGUGAGAGGAUCACCUACACGCCCGCGUGCUACAAGGAAACGGGGCCACCCAUCAAAAUGGCAACCCUCCAGAGUUACCCGAUGAGCCGCCGUGGUGUCGUCCCUGAGACUUUUCCAAACCCGAGGGCUAUUAGUACAGACGUGUAAUCAGCAU